Molecule: messenger RNA, 684 nt
Organism: Rhizopus microsporus ATCC 52813
Lineage: Eukaryota; Fungi; Mucoromycota; Mucoromycetes; Mucorales; Rhizopodaceae
Exons: 6
Coding region: 1-684 (227 amino acids)
Cellular component (GO): SAM complex
Source: RefSeq, a predicted model, not a curated record
AUGACAACCACACCAAGCUCACGAUUUGGCGAGUUACCAACAUUUGAACUACCUUCUUGUUUACAGUUUCUGAAAUUAAAAAACUUUCCACUUAAAGUAUAUCCUGCUGUCAAUGAACCCGAAUUACUAAAGAAAGACACCUUGUUUGUUUAUGGCCCUGGUAAAUCUACAUGGUUUGACGUAGAUUGCUUACAGAUUCAAAUGUAUUUGAAUUUUUGUGGUAUUGAUUAUGAUACAUACAGCAUCAAUCAACCAGAAGCCUCGCCUUCAGGAGAACUACCAUUUUUGCAAACCGUUGUAGGCAAAGUUUUUGAUGCACAAGAAACUAUCCAUUGGGUGACAGAGACUAGAAAUAUCCAAAGAGAAUUAAGCAACGAACUUGAUAAGCAGCAAGCAAAAGCAUUUGUGACACUUGUAGAACAAAAAUUAAAGCCGGCUUUACUUUUUUCAAUGUGGCUUGAAUCACCCAAUGCCAACGAGAUUACGUUCAAAUCAUAUUAUGGACAUCUUCCUCAGCCUAUAAAUCAAAUCGUAUUUUACAAGAAACAAAAUCAAGUGACAAAGUCAUUGCUGGCAGAUAGAGAUAUUUUAGUGAGAGAAGAGAUUUAUCAAGAAGCAAUGAAGGCAUUGGAGGCACUAUCUGUGAAAUUAGGUGACAACACAUACUUUUUCAAUUCGAGGUAA